CCCCAGCCCCUCAGUGGGAGCUGAGUUGAGCUGAGCCGAGCUGAAGGCCCAGCCUUAGCUCCUCUGUCGCCACCGCCACUGCUGUGGAGCAGGAAGUGGUGGGUCCCAGAUGUGACUCACUCUCAUUUAGGUAGCCAGCCGGUGGAGGGAGCCUUCUCAUGUGUGAGACUGGACGCCUUCUGAGCCAGGACAGUGAGAGCCCGGCCACCUCCCUGCAGGCACAGAGCCUGGCCUGGCUGCCGUGACCCUCCCAGGGAGCCAGAGCUGAAGACCUGGCGUGUCUCAUCAACCUGUCCAAGACUCCCAGAAGAUACCACUGUGGCAGUGAGCAGCGGCUGGAGUAGCUGCCGUGGGGCUCAUGGAGCUGCAGGCCCUAGGUGCUUCUGUCUCAGACAGGCCAGAAGCCUAGGCCACAGAGGAGAGUGUCACCAGACAGGUGCACCCCUGGCCUUGGUGCUUCUGAGCCCGCAGCUGCACCAGGGCACCUGGGAAGAGGAUGCCAGCCAAAGGGCGCUACUUCCUUAAUGAGGGCGAUGAGGACCCCGACCAGGCAGCGCUCUAUGAGAAGUACCGCCUCACCAGCCAGCACGGACCACUGCUGCUCUUGCUCCUCCUGGUGGCCGCCUCCGCCUCCAUUGCCCUCAUCAUCAUGGCCUUCAGUCAUGGGGACCCCUCCAGAUACCAGGCUGUUUUGGGCACGGCAUUCUUCACGCUGGCGGUGUUCGUGGCUCUCUACGUGCUGGUAUACGUCGAGUGGCUGCUGUGGAGGCGGUGGCUGCAGGUUCCAGCUCUGCUCACCUGGGCCUGCCUCGUGAUGCUGGGCUCCGUGCUGGUGUGGGACUCCUGGAGAAAGGCGGCCUGUGCUUGGGAGCAGGUGCCCUUUUUCCUGUUCGUCGUCUUCGUGGUGUACGCCCUGCUGCCCCUCAGCAUGCGAGGGGCUGUCGCAGUGGGGGUGGUCUCCACCGUCUCCCACCUUCUGGUAUUCGGUGCUGUGACAGGAGCCUUCACGAAGCCCGAUAUGUUGGGGCUCCAGCUACUGGCCAAUGCUGUCAUCCUCCUUGGGGGGAACUUCACGGGUGCCUUCCACAAGCACCAGCUGCAGGAUGCCUCCCGGGACCUCUUCAUCUACACAGUCAAGUGCAUCCAGAUCCGGCGGAAGCUGCGCGUGGAGAAGCGUCAGCAGGAGAACCUGCUGCUCUCUGUGCUCCCGGCCCACAUUUCCAUGGGCAUGAAGCUGGCCAUCAUCGAGAGGCUCAAGGAGGGUGGGGACCGCCGCCCCAUGCCUGACAACAACUUUCACAGCCUCUAUGUCAAGCGGCACCAGAAUGUCAGCAUCCUAUAUGCAGACAUCGUGGGCUUCACGCGGCUGGCCAGUGACUGCUCCCCCAAGGAGCUGGUGGUGGUGCUGAAUGAGCUCUUUGGCAAGUUCGACCAGAUCGCCAAGGCCAACGAGUGCAUGAGGAUCAAGAUCCUGGGGGACUGCUACUAUUGCGUGUCAGGCCUGCCCGUGUCGCUGCCCACCCAUGCCCGCAACUGUGUGAAGAUGGGGCUGGACAUAUGCGAGGCCAUUAAGCAGGUGCGUGAGGCCACAGGCGUGGAUAUCAGCAUGCGCGUGGGCAUCCACUCGGGGAAUGUGCUGUGUGGGGUCAUUGGGCUGCGCAAGUGGCAGUAUGAUGUGUGGUCCCACGAUGUGUCCCUGGCCAACAGGAUGGAGGCGGCUGGAGUUCCUGGCCGGGUGCAUAUCACAGAGGCAACGCUGAACCAUCUGGACAAGGCGUACGAGGUGGAGGAUGGGCACGGACAGCAGCGAGACCCCUACCUGAAAGAAAUGAACAUCCGUACCUAUCUGGUGAUCGACCCCCGGAGCCAGCAGCAGCCCCCGCCCCACCACUACCUCCACAAGCCCAAGGGGGACGCAGCCCUGAAGAUGCGGGCCUCAGUGCGGGUGACCCGUUACCUCGAAUCCUGGGGGGCAGCGCGACCCUUUGCACACCUCAACCACCGCGAGAGUGUAAGCAGCAGUGAGACGCCUAUUCCCAAUGGAAGGAGGUCCAAGGCUAUUCCCUUGCGCCGAAACCGCACCCCUGACAGGAGUGCAUCUCCCAAGGGGCGUUUGGAGGACGACUACGAUGAUGAGAUGCUAUCGGCCAUCGAAGGGCUCAGCUCGACCAGGCCCUGCUGCUCCAAGUCUGAUGACUUCUACACCUUUGGUUCCAUCUUCCUGGAGAGGGGCUUUGAACGUGAGUACCGCCUGGCACCCAUCCCCCGCGCCCGCUACGACUUCGCCUGUGCCAGUCUUGUCUUCAUGUGCAUCCUGCUGGUCCACGUCCUAGUGAUGCCCAGGAUGGCAACUCUGGGCGUGUCCUUUGGGCUGGUGGCCUGCCUGCUGGGGCUGGUGCUAGGCCUGUGCUUUGCCACUGAGUUUGCGAGGUGCUGCCCCGCCCAGGGUACACUCAAGGCCAUCUCCCAGAGAGUGGAGACACAGCCCCUUCUGAGGCUGUCCCUGCUCGUGGUGACGGUUGGCAGCCUGCUCACCGUGGCUGUCGUCAACAUGCCAUUGAUAUUUGACCCACCCUUGGAGUCUCCUGGUGGCAAUGAGACAAGUUUGCUGGCUGCAAGGACCAGGGUCAGGACACUGUGUGAGCUCCUUCCAUACUAUACCUGUAGCUGCAUCCUGGCCUUCAUCGCCUGUUCUGUCUUCCUGCGGGUGAGCCUGGAGCUGAAGGUUGUGCUGCUGACAGUCGCGCUGGUGGCUUACCUGCUGCUCUUCAACCUCUCCCCUUGUUGGCAGUGGGACUGCUGUGCCCACGGCCUGGGCAACAUCACCAUCACCAAGAUCAAUAGCACCCUCAGCAGUGUCCUGGAAUGUUCACAGAAGGACCUGAGGAUAAUGAUCAACUUCUACCUGGCCUUGUUCUAUACCACCCUCAUCAUGCUGUCGAGACAGAUUGACUAUUACUGCCGCUUGGACUGUCUGUGGAAGAAGAAGUUCAAGAAGGAGCACGAAGAGUUUGAGACCAUGGAGAACGUGAACCGCCUCCUCCUGGAGAACGUGCUGCCAGCCCACGUGGCUGCCCACUUCAUUGGUGACAAGGUGGCCGAGGACUGGUACCAUCAGUCCUACGACUGCGUCUGUGUCAUGUUUGCGUCUGUCCCGGACUUCAAAGUGUUCUACACUGAGUGUGACGUCAACAAAGAAGGGCUGGAGUGCCUGCGCCUGCUGAACGAGAUCAUCGCAGACUUCGACGAGCUGCUACUCAAGCCCAAGUUCAGUGGCGUGGAAAAGAUCAAGACCAUUGGCAGCACCUACAUGGCAGCAGCAGGGCUCAGUGUCCCCUCGGGGCAUGAGAACCAGGACUUAGAGCGGCAGCAUGUGCACAUUGGUGUCUUGGUGGAGUUCAGCAUGGCCCUGAUGAGCAAGCUGGACGGCAUCAACAGGCAUUCCUUCAACUCCUUCCGCCUCCGAGUCGGGAUCAACCACGGGCCUGUGAUUGCUGGAGUGAUUGGGGCACGCAAGCCUCAGUAUGACAUCUGGGGAAACACAGUCAAUGUUGCCAGCCGCAUGGAGAGUACUGGAGAACUUGGGAAAAUCCAGGUUACAGAAGAGACGUGCACAAUUCUCCAGAGACUAGGAUAUUCUUGUGAGUGCCGAGGGCUGAUCAACGUCAAAGGCAAAGGCGAGCUGCGGACUUACUUUGUAUGCACAGACACGGCCAAGUUUCAAGGACUAGGGCUGAACUGAGUGUGUCUGGUGGUCAAUUUCCUUCCCAGUGAGCCAAGGAGAAUAGCGCUGUUUCAGUAACAGACGGCUGUGCGCGGCUUCAUUUGGACUUGCACUAGAGGAUGGCUCAGACACGUGCACCAGAUAACUGCUUGAAGCAGCCACAAAGCUGUGACAGAGGUGGCAGCCCACAUGUGUACGGUUCCAGGCUAGCUGCAAGAUCACUGUGACCUUGAGGACUUUGUACUGGGUGCUGUGGAGGUGGCCUUAGUGUACAACCAAGACAGACAUCCACCCGGUUGCCUUGUGACCAGCAUACAAGAGGACCAAACCUUUCCAGGCUACAAGAGAAUCAAUCAGGUUGUCUGGGAUGGAUCGGAGUCUUGGGAUGCUCAGUUUCUCAUGUAGCCAUUCUGGCUAGUGGAAUUGAAAAGGUUGUUCCCAUCAGUAAAUAGAGAAAAAUUUCUAAUUGACACCUGUUAUUUCUGGCCAUAUUGGCAGGUUUUAAUGGACAUGUUAUUAAUGGGCUUUUGUCCUAAGAUUUCUUAGACACUAGACAAAAACCUUUCCCCUCUAGUGUAUUGUAAAUAGGGCUGUCUAGUGUCAUCUGGGAGCCUGGUUGUUAGGAGCUGAGGAAUGUGGUACACAGCAAGAGGAAAGGAGCAGCAAGGCCUUGGCUUUGAAUCAGGCAGCUUUGAUGCAAGCCCCCUAGAACUAGGUUCAAGUGAACCCAAAGCCUAGAAAUAAGGUACAACCUUCCCCCACGAUGCAUGCCUUUUGUGGUUUUGUUUUGAGGACUGUGUCAGUCCAGGCUGGUCUCAAUACUCCUGCCUCAGUCUCUAGAGUGGUGAGAUCACAGGUGUGCAUUACAUGCCUGGCUUCUUAUCUUCCUCCUAGUGGGAAAGAGUUGAGUUUGCACUGAGGGCUUAGACAACGUUGGUAGUUCUGGUCCUUUCUUAAAUCUUCCCAACUGACUCUGCACAGCUUUCAAAGCAGAAAGAAGUACUGGGUAGUAGGAGUGUGUGUUGAGGAUCCUGGCCUGGGAAGCCAGCCCACAAAUGCUAAAUUGUUCUCAUCUAAAUGAGCCAAGGAGAAAACCAGCUUAGUGAGAUGGUGUCUGACUGCUUCAGCUGUGCAUGGAGCAAGCAGCCAAGCAUUGUAUGCAAUUGGGACCAGUACACAUGUAUUAUAAACCCUUGCUAUGCAAAGAAACUUACGGCAAAAUGCUGGUAACUGAAAGAAGCCUUACUCAUGUUGCCUUUUAAACACAUCUUAUCACAUAGGGCCAGUUUUAGGUGGGCACUGUAUUGAAACCUGUGCCCUCAACAGGUAGUAAUGGCCAGAGCUUCCCAGUAGGCCGUCUCCUGGAGAGUCAGGAAGGUUCCUACUGCUGACAUGACACAGCAGUAUAUGAGUCUGAAGGAGACACAUUUCUACUUUUCCAACAUCCAGGUUACUUUUUUUUCUUCAGCAACCAAAAUCCUAGCUGGACGUUUACUUUGUAAGUUCAUGUUCAGGCCAUAGAGUAUAACUGACUGUAAAAAUCACUUGGAGUUCUAUUUUUAUAAACCUGUUUUUGAAUUACCAAGCAAUUUCUUCACAGGUGUCAUUUUGUUUUACCACAGGAACAAGCAUUUACUUCCUAACAAGACGUUCUCUGUGGGUAAAGAAUUUGCUUUAAAUUUCCACUGUGGCUUUCAACAGAAAAUCAUACCAGAAGUUUUUUGGCUUAUGAAAGGAAAUUUCCUGACAAACAAUGGUUAUCCCAUGGUAUACUUCCAUGUAUGUUAACAGGCCAAUGACCUGUAUGUUUAAGAUGGUGCAUGUAAAUAAGUAGGGCUUGUUCUGUAUGUCGAGUAUUUAUAAGUCUGUAGCAUUAGAAUGUUUUGCAUCAUUUUCAUAAAUUAUCAAUGCUUUUUUUUUACAUUAAAGCAGUAAUUUAGAAAACCUGAA
Molecule: messenger RNA, 5674 nt
Organism: Jaculus jaculus (lesser Egyptian jerboa)
Lineage: Eukaryota; Metazoa; Chordata; Mammalia; Rodentia; Dipodidae
Gene: Adcy7
Product: adenylate cyclase 7
Exons: 26
Coding region: 497-3742 (1081 amino acids)
Biological process (GO): cAMP biosynthetic process; adenylate cyclase-inhibiting G protein-coupled receptor signaling pathway; intracellular signal transduction
Cellular component (GO): plasma membrane
Molecular function (GO): adenylate cyclase activity
Source: RefSeq, a predicted model, not a curated record